GGUUAGCCGAGCGGCUAGCGGGGCGGUUAGCCGAGCUGCCCGGCCUGAGAGCCUCGAGCCCCGGUGAACGCUGCCUGCUCCCAGCGCCGCUACAAGGAGCUCUGAGGCUGCCAGACCCUGCGACCACCUACGGUUUACGGGGCCGUAAUGGGCACCAGAACUGGAUCAGGGAGUACGGGCAAUGGCAGUACCACCGGGUCCGCACCGAACACAGCUUCCGAGACAGAUGCAGGCCGACUGGAGGACCGGGAGUACCGCACUGAGUUGGUUUUCAGCGGCUCCGAGUUGGACUCUGACUCAGGGGACGAAGAGGACACAGGAGGGUCCGGCGGGGACAAGAGGGGCGUGAAGCGAGAGAGGAGCGACAGGGAGGACUGUCGUCCAUCAGGACACUCUUCUGGUGGUCUGAACCGGGGGUACGGAGGAGUGAGCUCCCCGGGGUCCGGAGUCAAACCCGGGAAGAAGACCCGGGGCAGAGUCAAGAUCAAAAUGGAGUUCAUCGACAACAAACUGAGACGGUACACCACUUUCAGCAAGAGGAAGACAGGCAUCAUGAAGAAGGCGUAUGAGUUGUCUACGCUCACAGGUACGCAGGUGUUGCUGCUGGUCGCCAGUGAGACAGGUCACGUUUACACCUUUGCCACCAGGAAGCUGCAGCCAAUGAUCACCUCAGAGACAGGGAAAGCCCUGAUCCAGACCUGCCUCAACUCUCCGGACUCCCCGCCUCGCUCCGAUCCGUCUUCUGACCAGAGAAUGAGUGCCACAGGCUUUGAAGAAACAGACCUCACCUACCAGGUGACGGAGACCGAGGGCAGCCCCGAGGGCCCAAAGGACAUGAUCAAACCAACUUUCAGCCUGCCUGCUGUCACUCAGGCCUCCCUGCCCCUGCAGGUGCAGACCAGCGCCCCCUCCUGGCAGCCCCCCUCCUCCAACGGGACGGUGUUGAAGACGUCAGCAGGUGUCGUCCUCCCUGGAGGAAUUACCUUGAUGUCAGGUGCCUCUCUGCCCCCCGGCACACACACCAUCCCCCUCAGCCAGCUGCAGGGCCAACCUGUGACCGUCCAGAGCCAUGCAGCCCCCGCCACCUUACUGCAAGCUUCACCUACACAACAAACCACCCUGCUCCGCCUCCCCGCCGCUGUGCCACUGUCAGGAACUGGAGUGUCUCAGCAGGUGCAAACCAUCCAGGUUCAACCCAGCUCCCAGCAGGUUUCCACCAGUCAGAGCAGCUCUGAUCUACAGAGCUCAGCCUCCUCCUCAGUGGCAGGUCACAUGAUGUACCCCGGCGGUCACACAGUGAUGUAUGCUGCACCAACACCCUCACUGAAUGAUGGCAGCCUCACCGUUCUCAACACGUCACAUGACCCCGCUGCCGUCCAGCAGGUCUUCCUCGCUUCUCUUCCUCCUGUCGCUGCUCAGAUCCCGGUUUCUGCCGUCCAGCUGCACCAGAUGGUCCUCAGCCAGCAGAGCAGCAACAACCUGACAGAGCUUCAGGUCGUUAAUCUGGACGUCCACCAAUCAAAAGAAGACUGAGGGUCACAUGACACAGAGAAGGAAGCAGCUUCCUGUUUAGUUCUCUUUGUGGCGACAUUGUUCAGGUGAGCUCACCUGUUGCUCCCUUUGUAGAAAAGCUACAACGGUCACAUGACAUCACAGAGUCACAUGCCGCACCUGGUGAAGGAUGGUUGAAUCCAAGAAGAUCAGGGAGUGACAGGAAGUGGAAAUCUGCUUUUCAAAGUAAGAGUUCUAAGUCCAGCAGCAGCAGGUUUGUUUUUAUAUAUCGGCGUCGAGUUGACUCAAGUUUGUGUUGUCAGGAUGUAAUCAUGUGAGCGAGCCUGAAGGGGCAUGAACUUUAUUGACGCAGUUGCGUUACAGACAGCACACCUGUCCAGGUUCAGACUCUUUACAGACCUGUCCAUCAUCAGCCCCGAGAACCCAUCUCAGCUGGUGUUCUGAUCCCAACCAGGUUACAACUGCUGAUGCUGCAUUCAAGGACGCCAUCUGGAAACUGAAGCUCAUGAUGGUAUGCCAUAGCUGGACUCCAAACUUGGGACUGGGUUCUGGGUCUUGGGC
Molecule: messenger RNA, 2073 nt
Organism: Nematolebias whitei (Rio pearlfish)
Lineage: Eukaryota; Metazoa; Chordata; Actinopteri; Cyprinodontiformes; Rivulidae
Product: serum response factor
Exons: 8
Coding region: 148-1533 (461 amino acids)
Biological process (GO): positive regulation of transcription by RNA polymerase II
Molecular function (GO): RNA polymerase II cis-regulatory region sequence-specific DNA binding; DNA-binding transcription factor activity, RNA polymerase II-specific; protein dimerization activity
Source: RefSeq, a predicted model, not a curated record